AUGGGCCAACAAGCUUCCACCCCCCAACCCGGCAAACAAAUCCAAGUCAUCGGCGCCGGCCUCCCACGAACAGGCACAGCCUCCUUUAGCGCCGCUCUAUCUCACCUCCUGGACGGCCCCGUCUACCACGGCGGCACACAGACCACACUAGGCGACCCGAUCGAGAUUAAAUCAUUGAUUCAGAUUAUAAAUCUCUGGGUCAGCGCGUCGCCACAGGACAACAAGACCGCGCUCGCAAUGCUGAAAGAGCGACUGGAUGGAUACGUUGCCGUAACUGACUCGCCGUGUGCACAGUUCACACCCGAACUCCUGACUCUGUAUCCGGAUGCGAUCGUCGUCUGUACCGUACGGGACCCAGCCGCGUGGUAUAAGAGUAUGGGCCAGACAGCCGGGCUCGCGACCAUGUGGUUCCUCGGCGUCGUUCUACUACCGCUGCCCGGGAUGCGACACUUUACCAACUACAUCAGGGCCCUCACGGCGCAGUGGCUUCGGGUAUAUGGCAAGGACUGGCCGAGCGUCGAGCUGUACCAUCAACAUAUCCAGUGGCUGCAGGAUGUUGUGCCCGAGGAUCGACUGGUCUUCUUUGAUGUGAAGGAUGGGUGGGAGCCGCUGUGCAAGGCGCUGGGGAAGGAGGUUCCGGCUGAUCUACCGUUUCCAAAAGUCAACGACUCGGCGGCGAUUGAUAGGGUCGCAGAGUAUCAUGUUCGCCGGGGGCUUGUACGGUGGGCUAUGGGUGUUGUGGUGGUUGCUAUCGGUGCUGGCUGCGUCCUGGGGAUUGGGGGUCUUUGA
Molecule: messenger RNA, 789 nt
Organism: Aspergillus calidoustus
Lineage: Eukaryota; Fungi; Ascomycota; Eurotiomycetes; Eurotiales; Aspergillaceae
Source: the annotation of a GenBank genome assembly